Molecule: messenger RNA, 1261 nt
Organism: Arachis ipaensis
Lineage: Eukaryota; Viridiplantae; Streptophyta; Magnoliopsida; Fabales; Fabaceae
Source: RefSeq, a predicted model, not a curated record
GGUUCCUAGUGCGAGUGUGUGUCUGACUGAUGCCACAUCAAACUAAUAAAAGUAAACUGUCCCUUUUAUGUUAUUAAUAUUAAGAUAGCAUACCAAGAGCAAUGAACCUAUCCACUUUAGAGUUUGUCUUCAGUUUCUGCAGUGGUCGUGUGACUAUGGAAGGUGAAUGGAAGCUGUCGUAUGGAAUUUGUGGAAGCAGCAGCAUUACCCUGCAUAAGGUGUUAUAAUUAAUACUGAUUAAGAAUCUCCCCCACCUUCAUCACCAUGAUGUCUAGUUCAAAGAGUGUCAGUAGCAGUGGUAGUGAAGAUGACAAUGAAAUUAGAAGAGGGCCUUGGACUCUUGAAGAGGAUAAUCUUCUCACACAAUCCAUUGCUAACCAAGGCGAAGGCCGUUGGAAUUUACUUGCUAAAUGUUCAGGAUUAAAGAGAACAGGAAAAAGCUGCAGAUUAAGGUGGCUGAAUUAUCUAAAGCCGGAUGUAAAGAGAGGAAAUUUAACACCACAGGAGCAGCUUUUGAUUCUUGAACUUCACUCAAAGUGGGGGAACAGGUGGUCAAAGAUUGCACAGCAUUUACCGGGCAGGACAGACAAUGAAAUCAAGAACUACUGGAGAACCAAGAUUCAGAAACAAGCAAGGCAUUUGAAAAUCGACACCGAUAGCAGAGAGUUUGAAGAACUAGUGAGGCGUUUUUGGAUUCCAAGAUUGCUUCAGAAAGCAAGAGAAUCGUCCUCUUCUUCAGCCCUGCCAAUCCAAAACCAAGCAACUAUGCCUGUUUCUCAGUAUUCAGCAGCAGCAAUAACACCACCACCUUGUGUGCACCCAACAUGUCCAAAUUAUUUGGAUCAACGACUUGAGCAACACAGCAAUGGUUCAUGCGUAUCCUUCUCUGAACCAAAAUUGCCUCAGUUAUUGGGAUACAACUCCAACCAUUUUGGUAAUGGCUUGGAUACCGAUGAAUUUGGGACCUUCACAUAUGAUUAUGGCUACCAUGUAAAUAGCAAUGGCUAUGACAAUGAGACCCUCAACAUGGAAUACCCUGUUGAUGAUUGCCAAAUGGCAAGACACAAUUGGGUGAAUGAUUUUGCAUGUGACUUGUGGAACAUGGAUGAAUGCUGCCAAUUUAGUAACUUUAAAAAAUAACAUCUUUUUAGUUUAUUAUUAUUAUUAUUAUUUUGAAUGACCCAAAUACUAUUUCCAUAAAGGGUAUGUACUGUAUUAUUAGAUAAUUAAUUGUGGAUUACUAUUAGCUACCAAAGUAAAA